Molecule: messenger RNA, 3397 nt
Organism: Thalassophryne amazonica
Lineage: Eukaryota; Metazoa; Chordata; Actinopteri; Batrachoidiformes; Batrachoididae
Gene: uso1
Product: USO1 vesicle transport factor
Exons: 25
Coding region: 157-3015 (952 amino acids)
Biological process (GO): intracellular protein transport; vesicle fusion with Golgi apparatus; endoplasmic reticulum to Golgi vesicle-mediated transport
Cellular component (GO): ER to Golgi transport vesicle membrane; cytoplasm; endoplasmic reticulum
Molecular function (GO): protein binding
Source: RefSeq, a predicted model, not a curated record
UGAAGUUCCGGUUGCUUACAUUGUGAAAAAUAACAUUUUGCACACUCUUUCCUUUCUAUCGUUUUCUGGCAUUAACUAAACUAAGUAAGGAGCGAGUUUGCAGGGUUCUUCAGAAGACUAGACACUUAAUACGGGACUGAGAAGUCGUCCGGAAAGAUGAAUUUCUUCAGGGGAGUGAUGGGCGGACAGGCAGCCGGGCCGCAGCCGACCGGAGCGGAGACGAUUCAGAAGUUAUGUGAUCGGGUGGCCUCCUCUACUCUCCUGGACGACCGCAGGGAUGCUGUUCGGGCUCUGAAAUCUCUCUCUAAGAAAUAUCGUAUGGAAGUUGGCAAUCAGGCAAUGGACCACUUGAUUCAUGUCCUUCAAACUGACAGAUCUGACAUUGAAAUCCUUGGCUAUGCUUUGGACACGCUGUACAAUAUCAUCUGUAAUGACGAGGAAGAAGAGCAAGAUGAAUCAGAAGAUGAAAAUGCCCAGAAGCAAGCAGAUGACUUAGGUGCUCAGUUCACAGAGAAGUUCAUCCAGGACCCUGAGCAUGUGACCCUGCUUCUCACUGUGUUGGAGGAGUUUGACUUCCGUGUACGCUGGCCUGGGGUCAAGUUGUUGACUGCGCUCCUGAAAAACCAGGGGGCCCAAGUGCAGGGAGUUAUUCUGGUCAGCCCUAUGGGGGUUUCCAGACUAAUGGACUUGCUGGCAGACUCUAGAGAAGUGAUUCGCAAUGAUGGUUUGCUGCUGCUUCAACAGCUGACCAAAGGCAAUGCUGCAAUUCAAAAAAUCGUGGCAUUUGAGAAUGCAUUUGAACGUCUCUUAGAUAUCAUCACAGAAGAAGGCAGCAGUGAUGGCGGUAUUGUGGUGGAAGAUUGUCUACUGCUGCUGCUUAACUUGCUAAAGAACAACAGUUCAAAUCAGAACUUUUUUAAGGAGGGGUCCUACAUCCAAAGAAUGAAGCCCUGGUUUGAGGUUGGAGAUGAUAAUUCUGGUUGGUCUGCUCAAAAGGUCACCAACCUCCACCUCAUGCUGCAGUUGGUGAGAGUCAUGGUGUCUCCAGUAAAUUCUCCGGGAGCUACAGCCAGCUGUCAGAAGUCCAUGUACCAGUGCGGGCUGCUGCAGCAGCUAUGCACCAUCCUCAUGGCCACCGGUGUGCCCGCUGACAUUCUCACUGAGACCAUCAAUACUGUAUCAGAAGUUAUCAGGGGAUCACAGGUCAACCAGGACUACUUUGCAUCUGUCAAUGCUCCUUCAAACCCACCAAGACCAGCCAUUGUGGUGCUGCUCAUGUCCAUGGUCAACGAGAGGCAACCAUUUGUGCUUCGCUGUGCAGUUCUCUACUGUUUCCAGUGUUUCCUCUACAAAAACCAGAAAGGGCAGGGCGAGAUCGUGGCUACACUAUUGCCCUCCACAAUUGAUGCCACCUCAAUUUCAGCAGGUCAGCUGUUGUGUGGAGGCUUGUUCUCAGCAGACUCCCUGUCCAACUGGUGUGCCGCUGUUGCCUUGGCUCAUGCCCUGCAGGACAACCUGACCCAAAAGGAGCAGCUGCUGAGGGUUCAACUCGCCACCAGCCUCGGCAACCCUCCCGUCUCCCUGCUGCAGCAGUGCACCAACAUUCUCUCACAGGGCAGUAAAGUCCAGACCAGAGUGGGCCUCUUGAUGUUACUAUGCACAUGGAUCAGCAACUGUCCCAUUGCUGUCACACACUUUCUACACAAUCAGGAAAAUGUUCCUUUUCUGACAGGCCAGAUAUCAGAGAACCUGGGAGAGGACGAGAGGCUGGUUCAGGGCCUGUGUGCGCUGCUCCUCGGCAUCUGCAUCUAUUUCAAUGACAACUCCCUGGAGAACUACACCAAAGAGAAGCUAAAGCAGCUGGUUGAGAAACGCAUUGGAAAGGAGAACUUUGUAGAGAAACUGGGCUUCAUCACUAAGCAUGAGCUGUACUCGCGGGCAUCCCAGAAGCCCCAGCCCGUCUUCCCGUCUCCAGAGCAGAUGUUGUUUGACCACGAGUUCACCAAGCUGGUUAAAGAGCUUGAGGGUGUGAUAACCAAAGCCGUUCACAAGUCGAGUGAAGAGGAGAAGAAGGAAGAGGAGGUGAAAAAGUCAUUGGAGCAACACGACAACAUAGUAACUCAGUACAAAGAGCUGAUCCGAGAGCAGGAUGCACAAGUCAAUGAGCUGAAAGAGCAGGUAGCCUCUUUGUCCUCUCAGAAUGAACAGCUGCAAACUACAAUCACCCAGCAGCUGUGUCAGAUCCAGCAGCACAAAGACCAGUACAACAUCCUCAAGCUGAAAGUAGGUAAAGAAAACCAGAGUCAAGCUAACGGCCAGGUGGACACUUCCCAGGUGAACGGGCUGCAAACAGAGGAGCUCACACAACUUCGAGAAGAGGUGGAGGAGCUCCACAAGCAACACGCACUACUUCAGACACAGCUCAGUGACAAAGACGCACUCAUCAACAUCCUGAGGUCAGAAGCUGCACAGACAGCAGAGGGUACAGCAGGAUCGUCUGACACCACAGAAGUGCUUAAGGAGCUGGAAGCUCUAAGGAGUCAAGUCCAAACCCAGCUGGCUGAGAUCAACCAGCUGAAGACGGAGAGACAAGAACUGCUCAGAUCAGUGGAAGCUGGGUCUUUGGACACAGCCACCAGUGGUGACAGUUCAUCAGACACAGUCAAGUUGGCAGAGCUCGAGAGUAGACUUGCAGCACAGGUGUCUGAAACGGAAAGACACAAGGAUGAGGCAAGGAGCCUGUCUGGGAGCCGGGCAGAGCUGGAGCAGCAGCUGGCAUCGGCCACCAGCACGGUCGCCAUCCUGCAGGCAGAGAAAACAAAACUACAAACAGAGGUGCAAGAGUCCAAAAAGGAGCAGGAUGACCUGCUAAUGCUGCUGGCAGACCAGGACCAGAAGAUCCUUAGCCUUAAAAAAAGACUCAAAGAGCUGGGAGAGCCGGUUGAAGAUGAAGAUUAUCUUGAUACCAGGGACCAAACAGAUGAGGAGGAGGAGGAGGAAGAGGAUGAAAACUAGAUUAACACUGAUGGAAGAAUUAUGAGAAUUUAUCUUCCCGCAGGCAAGAAAAGACUACUGAAACACACUUGAGAAACUGAAGGAUAAGACUGGUGGUGAAACGGUUUCUGUGUCUGGCUGCCAUACUCUGAUUUUUCGUUACUUGCCUUUGCAUCUUCUGUCUGUUAGUUUGGUUGUCUCUUUUUUUUUUUCUUCUUCUUCUUUUUUGAAGGAUUGAGUUCUUUUGAUGCUACAACAAAGCUAAGUGUUCCCCUCAGUGUGUUCAUCUCCGCUAUCGUCAUCACAGUAUGAAUGAUUUUACCAGUUUGCUUUUAUUAUAAUGCAUUGUCAUGUAGUUUGUAACCCCUAAAGACACUGUUAAUUUUAACAUGGGCCAUCUGUU